Striga asiatica is the source of this 1366-nucleotide messenger RNA. The record is from the annotation of a GenBank genome assembly. Lineage: Eukaryota; Viridiplantae; Streptophyta; Magnoliopsida; Lamiales; Orobanchaceae.
CAACAUUGCUGGCCUAGUACAAGUAGCCCAUCUUUCCUUCGGCCCAAAUUAUUAUUUCUAUUUUCUUGUACUAAAUUAUUUGUAAACCCAAAUUCUCACUUCAAUUGAAAAGCAUCGUCGUCCUUCAGGUACUAAUCUCUCUCCUCUUUUUACUGGUUAAUUUGGUUCGUUGAUUUAUGUAUGUUUAUGCGCCGUAUUGAUUUGGGAUCGGUUAAUUCUCUGUGCUUGAGCGAGAUUUUGGCGAAGACGACGUGAAAGAGUGGAUAUUUUUUACGAUUUAUUAUUAUAAACAAAUAACAAUCUUUGUUUUGGGUUGAGCUGCCGGAAGGAUUAAUCAAAUCGGAGUAAAAAACACAGAUUUGGGCUUGGCCUUGAGAUUAUGGAUAAUAGCUGGUAUAGUGGUAAACAGGAGAUGCACUACAAGAAGCAACUGAAAGGCAAUGAGGACCUUGCCGAAGAUUUUCGUUUACCAAUUGAUCACAGGGUGACAGAGAACGUUGAUUUGGAUUAUGUCGAGCAGGCAUCUCUAGACACGCAGCUGACCUCGUCAAAUGUUGGGUUUAGGCUACUUCAGAAAAUGGGAUGGAAAGGAAAGGGACUCGGAAAGGAGGAACAAGGUAUUAUCGAGCCGAUAAAAUCAGGUAUAAGGGAUGCAAGAUUAGGCCUUGGCAAACAAGAGGAAGAUGAUUAUUUUACAGCAGAAGAAAAUAUUCAACGUAGAAAGCUAGACAUAGAAGUUGAGGAGACCGAGGAACUUGCCAAAAAGAGAGAGGUUAUAGCAGAACGCGAGCAGAGGAUCCAGAGUGAUGUGAAAGAAAUACGUAAGGUCUUCUUUUGCGAGCUGUGCAACAAGCAAUAUAAGCUGGCCAUGGAGUUUGAGGCCCACCUCAGCUCCUAUGAUCAUAACCACAGAAAGAGAUUCAAACAAAUGAGAGAUACGCAUGGGAGCAGCAGUCGUGAUGAUAGGCAGAAAAGGGAGCAACAACGUCAAGAAAAGGAGAUGGCAAAGUUUAAGCAGAUGGCCGACGUGCAUAAGCAGCAGCAAAUACAGACUCGGGAUGAAAGUGGGCCCACUGCCUCUCCUUCCGCAACAAGUGGCGCUACUGCAGUUGCCGACCAGGAUCAAAGAAAAGUUUUAAAAUUUGGAUUUUCCUCUAAAGGCAGUACCCUUAAGAGCUCUACUAAUACAGCCUCAAAGAAGCCGAAAGCUACUAUUGCCUCAGUUUUUAACAAUGAGAGUGAUGAAGAAUAGAGAGGUCAAUAAUAAAUGAAGCAAGGAUAUUUACUUGGUGGUGGUCCAUGUUCUUUUGGAGGUUGGUAAGUAGAGAUCAUCAAUAGUUACACCUCAGUUUGUAAUGGGCUCUUC